Molecule: messenger RNA, 468 nt
Organism: Scutellospora calospora
Lineage: Eukaryota; Fungi; Glomeromycota; Glomeromycetes; Diversisporales; Gigasporaceae
Source: the annotation of a GenBank genome assembly
GUUAAAAUAAACUUAUUUGGUGGUAAUAUUAAAUAUAAAAUAAUCAAUCGUUUAUAUACCGCCCGAAAACCAAUUAAACCCUCAAAAUUAUCAGCACCAAUUUACUAUGAAACAAUUCUUGAUGAUGGAAGUAAAUUCAUAUCGAGAGUUCCUCUAGCUAAACCAACGAUUACAAUGGAUAAUUUACCACCACCACUUAAACCACCAAAAGAAAAUAAUCAUCGCAAACUUACCGAAGAUGAUAUAAAAGAAAUGAGAGAAUUGAGACUUUCAGAUCCUGAAAAAUGGACAUGUAAUGAAUUGGCAAAAAAAUUUCAAUGCAGUUCAUUAUUCGUCGGGCAAGUUGCUCCUUUAUCAAAUGAAAGAAGGGAAAUAUAUGAAGCUAGCAAAGUAGCUCAAUUUAAUAAGAUGGGAUGGAAAAAACGAUUUGUUAGACGUGAAAGGGCUAGGAGAAGAGCGAAUUGGUGA